Molecule: messenger RNA, 570 nt
Organism: Acanthosepion pharaonis
Lineage: Eukaryota; Metazoa; Mollusca; Cephalopoda; Sepiida; Sepiidae
Source: the annotation of a GenBank genome assembly
AUGCACAUGCACGAAAUUAAAAAAUUGGGGACAAUUUACCCAUCUCCGUCUCUCUCUCUCUCUCUCUCUCUCUCUCUCUCUCUCUCUCUCUCUCUCUCUCUCUCUGUCACGGCCGUUUCACCACAUAGUCUUCCACCGAGUCAUGUAUUCUUCUGCCGAGUCGCGUAUUCUUCCGCCGAGUCGUGUGUUCUUCCGCCGAGUCGCGUAUUCUUCCGCCGAGUCGUGUAUUCUUCCGCCGAGUCAUGUAUUCUACCACCGAGUCGUGUGUUCUUCCGCCGAGUCGUGUAUUCUUCCGCCGAGUCAUGUAUUCUUCCGCCGAGUCGUGUGUUCUUCCGCCGAGUCGUGUAUUCUUCCGUCGAGUCGUGUAUUCUUCCACCGAGUCAUGUAUUCUACCUCCGAAUCGUUUAUUCUUCCGUCGAGUCAUGUAUUCUUCCGCCGAGUCGUGUAUUCUACUCCCGAGCACGUAAUCUUCCGCCGAGUCGUGUAUUCCUCCGCCGAGUCGCGUAUUCUUCUGCCGCGCCGUUUGCGUCGUAUGUACGAGGCAAACGCCAUAAGUCAAAACAAGAUUAA